CUUAGUUCCGUUUGAUUCAGUAAUUCAGUCGAGUUUAAGUCGUGGCUGCGUGUAGACGUGUUUAAGGAUGAAGAUCAUUUUUUCGUGUCUCCUUUUUGUUUUGCUGGGAUCCGUCUGGGCACGGACGGCGACCAAGCCUCAGGAGAUAAGCGGGCCGAUCACAUCGCUGUCAGAUAAAAACGCCCGUGACAAAGCUAAAGUCCACCCGGCUUUUGCCAAUGUCGGCAGAACAGCCGGUGUGCAAAUAUGGAGAAUACAGAACUUCGAACCAAUACCCGUUGCUCAGAAGGACAUAGGAAAAUUCUACAAAGGAGAUUCAUACAUCAUUUUACGGACGACCUCGGACAAUCGCAACAAUCUAUCAUGGGACAUCCACUACUGGAUCGGUCGGGAGUCGACGCAAGACGAGUCAGGAGCCGCCGCAAUCCUGACCGUCGGCCUGGACGACAAGUUCGGGGGCGCCGCGGUCCAGCACCGAGAGACCAUGGGUCACGAAAGCGCUUUGUUCCUAUCAUAUUUCCAGACACCCUUGACCUAUUUGGAGGGAGGGAAUCCGUCCGGUUUUAACCACGUCGUCACGAACGCGGGAGCCCAGAAACGAAUGUUCCAGGUCAAAGGGAAGCGAGAUGUCCGCGUUAGACAAGUCGAUCCGCAGAUAGCUUCGAUGAACAAAGGCGACGUCUUCGUUCUUGAUCUAGACAACGACAUCUAUGUCUUUGUCGGCGAGAAAGCUAAGAACGUUGAGAAGCUUAAAGCGAUUUCGUUCGCCAAUCAAGUACGGGAUCAGGAUCAUCACGGACGCGGAAGAGUCGAUAUUGUGGACAAGUACUCGAGCGAUGUGGACGUUCAGAAAUUCUUCACGGCUCUUGGUUCAGGAGUUAAGGAUCUGGUGCCGGAUGAGAGCACCGGCGGAGACGACCAGGAGUUCGAAAGGAGUGAAGCUAGCAACGCGAUUCUCUCUGAAGUGUCAGACGCCACGGGAAAGAUCAAAGUGACGCCACUAUCGAAGCCUUUCAAGCAAGAGAACUUGAGUCCACAAAACGCGUAUAUUUUGGACACCAUAUCUGGCAACAUUUACGUUUGGAUCGGGAAGCAGUCUACCGCAAACGAGAAAUCUCAGGCCAUGACGAAAGCUCAGGAAUUGUUGAACGCUAAGAACUAUCCUUCGUGGGUGCAAGUGACCAGGGUUCUACAGAACACGGAGCCUGCAGCAUUCAAGCAGUACUUCUUCACCUGGCGAGACUUCGGAAUGUCUCAUUCGCGAGUCAUUUAAAAGCUAAAAGCAC
Bombyx mandarina (wild silkworm) is the source of this 1286-nucleotide messenger RNA. RefSeq names its product gelsolin. Gene Ontology annotation, biological process: actin polymerization or depolymerization; actin filament severing; barbed-end actin filament capping. NCBI's taxonomy places the organism in Eukaryota, Metazoa, Arthropoda, Insecta, Lepidoptera, Bombycidae. Gene Ontology annotation, molecular function: phosphatidylinositol-4,5-bisphosphate binding; actin filament binding. Gene Ontology annotation, cellular component: cytoplasm; actin cytoskeleton. The record is from RefSeq and is a predicted model, not a curated record.